This is a messenger RNA of Micropterus dolomieu (smallmouth bass), 2117 nucleotides long. RefSeq names its product OX-2 membrane glycoprotein-like. The transcript has 6 exons. Lineage: Eukaryota; Metazoa; Chordata; Actinopteri; Centrarchiformes; Centrarchidae. Gene Ontology annotation, molecular function: cell-cell adhesion mediator activity. The coding region runs from base 43 to 879 and encodes 278 amino acids. The record is from RefSeq and is a predicted model, not a curated record.
CAGAUAAAAGUGAAAGCAUUCACUGUACAGCAGUGGAGGAAGAUGUUGUUCAUCAUGAUAAUUACCGGUUUGUUAAUCAAAGCCUCAAAGUCACAGAUCACCGGUCAUGGAAAUACAACAGCUGCCUACGGCGGGGAUGUGCAAUACAGCUGCGCACUAGCUGAUCCGACAGGUGUGCUCCAGGUCACGUGGCAGAGGCUUUUCAAGGAGGAGUCUAUUGAGAAUUUGGCAACAUACAGCAAGCGGUUCGGACAGCAAGUAAAUGAGCCCUACCGGGAGAAAGUGAUCUUCACAGAAGCGUCUCUCAGCUCAACAUCCAUCACUCUGAGAAACGUCACAUGGGAAGACGAAAGCUGUUAUAUCUGCUCAUUCAAUGUGUAUCCCGGCGGGUCCAAAAGGAAGCAGACUUGCCUCACAGUGCAAGGAAUAUCUGAGGUGGAAACAGGUGUGCAAGCUCCCACUGGUGAAAGCGAGAAAGAAAACGUGAAGGUUGUGUUUAGCUGCAGUGCCACAGGUAAACCAGCUCCAACCAUCCACUGGUCACACUCAGCUGGCGCCAUUCCCUUAGACCAACCACAGACUACUACAAUAACAAACAGUGACCACAAAUAUACCAGCAGCAGCAACAUCACUCUGGAAGUACCUCCAGGCUGGAAUGGAUAUGUGGUUUGUAAGCUGAACAAUGGACUGACGGGACAAAGGCUGGAGAGGAUCCCCUUUUCUUUGCAUCCUAAGAAUAAGGAACCCAAGGUUAAGGGACUGUCCUCAUCUGGGAUUGCACUUGUAAUUACUGCGGUAGUUUUUGUUUCCUGCAUCCUUGUUGGUGCUGCAAUUCGGAAAAAAAGGUUAAAGGACAGCAGAAGAGAUGAAAAUGUUUAAUGAGCACAAGUAAUGUUUGUCCGUAGUGUCACUGUGGCUGUUGAAGCAUGCAAGCAUUAUACAAAUCUGCAUUUAAACUUUCAAGAUGUAACAGUGAAUUAAGCUAAUAGCUGCUAUCCAAGAUAUUUUUUUUGUGUGUUUUGAAACUGUCCAGUCGACAUUUCUUUUACUCAGCACUUUGUCAAUGGAGCUUCAAGCUAAACGCCUGUCCAGGCUUUGUAGAAUGUAAAACUGCAGGAACUAUGACCACUGAUUCAUACGAGUAGCCCAUUACAUGAGCUUCUUAACUGUGAAGUGAAAUGAGUAAAAGGUUUACAGAGAGUCUACAUUUGAGCAUAAUUAACCACAUUUAGAACUUUAGAGUUAAUUUAAGACGUGUUGGUUUUGGCGAUAGAAAGGAAAAUGUCCAGUGCGAGGCAGUAAACGUCAGACUGGGGAUAUAGCGCCACCUAGUGGUCGUUGUGGGAAAAUAAAUAUUUUCAUUUAUUUGAAGCUUUUAUCCAAAGCGACUUACAGUUGCUAUAUAUGUCAGAGGUCGCACGCCUCUGGAGCAGCUAGGGGUUAAGUGUCUUGCUCAGGGACACAAUGGUGGAUUGAACCCAGGUCUCUCACACCAAAGGCAUGUGUCUUAUCCAUUACACCAUCACCACCCAGAUAAAGUAAAGAAAUGUGGUUUAAAUAUGGAGAUAGAAUCAGAAUCAUAAACACUGUGACACACAGAUAAUCACAAGUAGGCUCCCUCACACAAAGAAAUAUAAUAGAAAAUUUUAUCUGUUCAAUUUUUUGCACAGGAAAUAGAAACUGUUCACUUGAUUAAGUGAUCUAUGAAGUUGACAUGUGGCAAUAAGGUAAUAAUUUCAGCCUACAACAAAAUGAGGAAAACUAGCCAUCUAUAUAGUUUAUAUGAUAUAUAAUAUAUUGCAUAAUAGAUAUAAUGUAUCAUUUUCUGCAUACUAUUUUCUGGAGGUAAUUUUGCACUUUAUUGUUCAAUGUUUUUCUGCACUUUAAAUGUUAUUUAUUGCUCAUUGGACAUCUCCCCUGACAGAUUGAAUUGUAACUGUGGUGUAGUGUCUAAGGGAGAUGGUAGUAUUUUUUUCAUUCCUGUCAAACUAUUAUUAACCUGUGUGUUAUGUUCAUGGACAUUCUCCACUAUUUCUAAUAAUCUGGGGGGUUUUUUGUUAAUGCCUUUCUAAUAAUUUAUUCUCUGACCUUUUCAGUGUAUUUAUUUUUUCUUCAGA